Molecule: messenger RNA, 1731 nt
Organism: Octopus sinensis (East Asian common octopus)
Lineage: Eukaryota; Metazoa; Mollusca; Cephalopoda; Octopoda; Octopodidae
Product: tetratricopeptide repeat protein 29-like
Exons: 11
Coding region: 181-1548 (455 amino acids)
Molecular function (GO): protein binding
Source: RefSeq, a predicted model, not a curated record
UCAUUCUAUUUAGGUAAUUUCUUGGAUUACUUUGAUAUUUUUUAUUUGAUACGUAUUCAUUCAACUGAAAAUAUAAAACUACAAAAGCAGCUUUAUUCACUGUAAGAAGAAACGGUAAUCUUUAAAAAAAAAAGCGAAUCACUUUGUGUGAUCCUGUAAAGAUUGUUUUUUCAAAAAAAAAUGACAUUAGAUUUGGACCAUAACAAAAUGCAGCCUCAAGGAAGUAUCUCUCCCAAAACAAAAAUACUACUCCAACCUUUAAAUGUACCUCUCAGCAAACAAGAAAGAAAAAUGCUUAUGGAGCAACUAAACCUGCGGGAACAAUUACCUUUGAUGACAAGAAAAGAAACAGCCAACUUUUGGAAAACAUCCAAGCACUUGAUGUGUGUUGAGUUGCUGUCACAAGGUUUUCAUCAGUCAUUUGAUGAAAUUUUCAACCUCAUACAAAAACAGAAGAAAUUAAAUACUGAGAACUUAGAAACAGCUAAUCAGACUCUUCUGGAAGAUGAAAUGGAAAAAGUUGAAAUAAUUAAAACUCAUUUAACUGAAGCUGAAGCAGCAACAAGGAAAGAGGAUUACCGCAAAGCUUAUGAUGCUCGCCUGUGGCUUGCCAAUUAUUUCACGUGUAAAGAUGACAAGUGGCUCUCAGACCAUUUCCACCAAACUUGUCUGGAAGUCAGUCGACUCGUACGAACAGAUGGAGGCAAAACAUAUGCUGAAGGAUUUUGUAAUAUUGCACUUUCUUUGAAAGAUAGUGGUGAAUAUUUCAAAGCUAUGGAAAAUAUGGAGAAGUACUAUCAUUUAACCACUGAUAAAGACUGGGUAUCUAACAAUAAUGUUAAUUUGAAUACCCAAGCAACUCUUCAUUUGUGUGACAUUUAUACCAUUAUUGCAAAUAGCAUGGAAAAGAUUCAACGCUUUGACAGUUCUUUACAAUAUUUACUGAAGGCUCAUGAAAAAGCAGUAGAAAGUAAAGAUAAUAAAAUUAUUGGUGAAGCUGUAUAUAAAUUGGGUUUGGCUUAUUUAAAAGCAGAAGAACCAGAUAUAGCUCUUCCUCGCUUGAAAGAAUUCUUAGAUGUAACUGAGCGUUAUGAGGACAUUGAAGGAAUGGGACGAGCUGCAGAGGCUAUCGCUCGGGCUUAUCAAUUAAAAGGCAAUACUGAAGCAUGCAUCAAUUAUUUAAAAUUUGCUGUUGACAAUGCUGAAAAAAGUGGUCAACAAAAAGCUUACAGUAAUGCUUGUCAUCAUUUAGGUUGUAUAUACAACUCUUUGUGUAUGCAUUCUCAUGCUGUUGAGUACUUCAACAAGGCAUACAACAUAUCUCGAGCUUUGAAUGACACUUCAUCCUUAAAUGCUAACCGUGUGCAUUUUGGUAUCUCAUUGGCUCAUAAGAUGAAUGAAGCAUAUAUAUGCCACUUAUAUGCUCCAAUAUUGAAACCUGAUAAUUCUUUGCUCAAAUGGAAAUGUUUUAGAACAGAAGAGUUUGCUGUUGAAGAGUUUAGCAAAACAGCUCUAUUUGGAAGUAGAAACACUGAAGAACCCAACUAAAUCAUCUUUAUUAUCAAAUAAUAAGGUGCAGGAGUGGCUGUGUGAUUCUGGAGCAAGGUAUCCUAAGUUGAACAUAGAGAAAUUAUUAUCAAACAGGGAAACUUCUUGGGAAAAAAAAUGUUUGCAAAGUCAAUGUGUUCAUGUUAAAUACUUCAAUAAUAAAGCUAUUAACAUAUUUUAAUA